GGGGCAGAGCCCUCGGAGGGGCGGGGGGGGAGAGGAGGACGAGCCACGGGCCCCCCGCUUUCCCCGGGGCUGCUGGAGCCGAGAGCUAAUGGGCUGCAGCUGUGGAAGGAGCUUGGUCACGCAGAGUUGGUCACUCAAGGAGCCCCACUCUUCAGGCGUGACGGGAGCCCGUGGGGAGAGAAAAGAUGUCCCGGGGGUGCAUAGUCUCUAGGCAGCGAAGAAGUAAUUUAGAACUUGCCAGGGAUAACGGAGGCGACUGGGCUGGGAGGGAGGCAUCCUCUCCAAAGUGGAAGAAAAAGGGGGAGAGUCCCCCCCCCAUUAAUGUUGGGAAUAAUAAGAUUCCAGAACUUUGCAGGUAAUGAUAAGUGACCCAGGUGGGUAGGUACGGUAUCGUCAUUCAGCUCCUGAGAUAGUGGGAGAGAGGGGACGUCUCUAUAAUUGGUUUACAGGGAACACAUGCAGAAACAGAAGUCUUGAAAGUUCUAGGAGGGAUUGUGGGCUGGAGGGAGUUAAGUAAGAGCACUCCUCUCUAGCUUUUAUAGCAGCAAAACAUGCGAAGUUGUCUUUCGCUUUACUGUAUUGCAAUGGAUACAGUGCUGUGGAUAGGAAGUUUGCUUGUUUCCCUGUGUUGUGCCACCUUACACUUGGUGGCAUGAGCAGUAGCUCAGCAGGAACUCCCAUCCCCGAAUAAAGAAAGUCAAAAGGCAGCCAGAAUAGGAGAAAAGCAGCAAAACAAAAUGGGCAAUGCGUCUUGUUCUCCUAUUCGGAAAGCAGAUGAGAUUUUGUUCAACAUCCUGUCUGUGCCUUGUUUUUGCUUUUGGAAAAACACUUGUAUGUUCUCAUCCUCCCCAAUUAGUUUAUUGCUUUGCAUGUAUUUUACUGUUGCUGAGACCAUCAUUUUUAUUUUUCAUAUUCACUCACCAAGAAUAUAUAUGCCUGUAGGGUAACUGGAGGAAAGUUUUGUAAGAGUUUUAUUUUAUUGACUAAAGAACUUGUACAUUCUAAAUUGCUUCCCAUUGCCAACAUCAAUGACACUUAACUGGAAUAGAUAGCUGAAGCUGUUUUUCUUUCUUCCCCCAUGGCUUUUCUAACUCUUGUGUAGAAUAACUAUGUUCUGUUGCAAAGGUUGUACAGUAGUUCAAUGAGAAGAUACAGACAUGGAUAGUCAAUAGGAGGUUUUUGGAGGUAUAUUUUUCAGCCUUUUGGGCACUGUUAGAAAUUAUUAUUUUCCAUUAAGUAACAGAUUUGUAGUCUUCAUGAUUGUGCAGGUGCCUCUGAAAAUUGGGGAAAGUUUGGGAAAACAGUAAAGAAGUAGAACUGGGAUUAAAUUUUAUUGUUUUAAAUUGUCAUCGAUUUCCAACUCAAGAUAAGAGGUUUUUGCAAAGGCAGACUCAAGUUCAUCUAACGUUUACAAUUUUUGAAUAAAAGUGUAAUAAACCAGUUAUAAGUGUAAUAAAUCCAGUUAUAAGUGGUCAAUCUCAUUUCUAGUUCCUGUUAUGUUCCUGAAUGCUGAAUUGAGUUUUAAAGAAGCUGUUAGUCCCCAGAUAAUUACUGUACUGAUAUGCAUAAAAUGUUUACUAGUGUUAGGGACACACUUCUAUUGAAAUGCAUUACUGUUAAAAUAGUAAGGCGUUGGCAAGUUAAAGGCAAAGAUUCUAUCAUGAGCAAGCUAAUGAAUGUCGCUGAAUGAGUCUGUGGAUAAUGAAAAUGAGUGAUAAAAAGAAGACAAUAGUAUUCUGUUCUGUCAAGUACCAAGUAGAAAGUUCCAAACUCUGGCAUCUUUAGAAUAGAGUGUAAAAUGUUCCAUUUAUUAUUAUUUUUUAUCAAAUGUAUUCAUUGCUUUUUAAAAAUAAGUCUCAUAUCAACUUGCAAUAAGUUAAAAUACAGGAAAGGUGAACACUAAGAACAGGCCAUAAAUCAAACCAGAUUAAGAUCUUACAGAUCUAUUGCAGAGACUGUGCCAGUUCCUUUCAUUUGUUGUGACGUGGAAAUGAUAAAAAAAAACACCAUUGAAACCUGUUGUGUUCCUAUUUUGCCUUAUGCCUGGAUGCGGAGGCAUUCAAAAUACAAAAGUUCAACUCAAUGUGGACAUCAAUAGACAAUUCCGAUUUUAAGAUCACAGGUGUGCCGAUUGUAAACCCCAUACACUUUCCACCAUCACUCUACUUAAAAGAACUUUCAAAAUCUGCUUUACCAGACAAAUGAAAUAUAUGUGUGUACCAUGGGAAAGGAUUGCUUCUGCAACUUGUCUAUGGUCUGCCUUUAGCCUCAGAUAGAAGUAAAUAUUUUUCUGGUUUCAGUGGAACUUACAGGGUGAGAUCUAACUCUUUUCCCUGAGCAGACCACCCACAAAUCAAUUGACUUAAAUCUGAGUAUGGUUAAUGUUGGAUAUUACCCAUAAUGCUGAUCAUAUAUAGAUACAAAGAAGGCCUUAAAAAUGUCACAGCAACUUACUUUGAAGUAAGGUCCAUUGAACUCAGUGGGACUUGCUGCUUAAGCACAUGCGUAGAAUCAUAGAAGGUAAAGGUACCCCUGACUGUUAGGUCCAGUCGCGAAUGACUCUGGGGUUGCAGCGCUCAUCUCACUCUAUAGGCCGAGGGAGCCAACGCUUGUCCGCAGACAGCUUCCGGGUCAUGUGGCCAGCAUGACUAAGCCGCUUCUGGUGAACCAGAGCAGUGCAUGGAAACGCCGUUUACCUUCCCGCCGGAGCGGUACCUAUUUAUCUACUUGCACUUUGACGUGCUUUCGAACUGCUAAGGGAGCUCACCCUGUCGCGGGGAUUUAAACCGCCGACCUUCUGAUCGGCAAGCCCUAGGCCAGGCAUCCCCAAAUUGCGGCCCUCCAGAUGUUUUGGCCUACAACUUCCAGGAUCCCUAGCUAACAGGACCAGUGGUCAGGGAAGAUGGGAACAUCUGGAGGGCCAAAGUUUGGGGAUGCCUGCCCUAGGCUCUGUGGUUUAACCCACAGCGCCACCUGCGUAGAAUCAUACUGUAAGCCAUUUUAGGUUUCAGCUUUCCAAUUAGCAUUCUAGGGAUUAUUAAUUGAUUGAAAAAUAAGUGAGACCUGCAACAAAAUAUUGCAUUGUUGAGGUUCCAGCCAGCUAGUUAGAGCUUCUUUCAGAAGAUUCUGUUCCAUUAUCUUCAACUUUUCUGUCUCUAGUACAGUACUCAGUUUUCCAUGCUCACUGAGCAUUCUUGGUGGGUUUCUGAGUCUCCCCAGUCCCCCGUAUAUAUGCUUUAAAAACAUUUCUGUACUUUCCCCUAAUCUGCUGAUACUUCUCUCUUGUCCAUGGUCAGUGCUGUUUUGGCCACAUAAGGAACUGCACUGUCUGAACGAGUUUGCCGCAUAGCAUAGAUGGAGGAUGGCAAAUAUGUAUUCAGGCUUCUGCUUGUCCUGUAAGAAUAAUUGCUUGAAAUAGAUUAAAAUAUCCCUUAAAAUUUUGUACUUUCUGACAGGAAAACAGGUUCAAUGUUUUUCCAUACGAGGGAGUCAAGCUGCUAUGUUGUGCAGAAAAGUAAUUUUAGGACAUAUGUCUUCGUGGUCGAAAUAGUCCUUGUAAUAGAAACUUGCAAUAGGAUUGCAGGGAUUGUUACCAAAAAAGGAUUUCACUGCCAAGAUGUUUUCAUUUUCAUUAGCCAUGCUGUCUGAGUAUUCUUUAAGCUCAUUCUUUAUCCAGGCUUUAUUGGAUAUCCAUCGGAAUAUUGGAUUACAUGUAGAUAGGAGUAAACACACGGUGUCUAAAUAUAUUUUGCUUUUGGAAAUAUUGUAGCCUCAGAACAAGAAUAAUUUAGAUGAUAAUUUCAAAAGCAAUAGACUUUGUUCUCCUUAAACCUUCUGUUUCUUGUGGAGGUUGGUGCUUCAGUGCUGUUUAUUGUAUUUUUUUUAACCAUGUAUGUGAACGAAAUGUAAACGGAUGAAGCCUGAGAUAGUUAAGCACAGCAAGGUAUUGUGAGAAAGUGCUGGCAGAAGAAAAUUACUGGACUUAUGCGUGUAGAAAUCCAUGUUUCAAGACAGAACUAAUGAUUUGUCUCUGGAUAUGUACCAGGUGUGUCUAAUCUGCAUACAUGGUUUCUGAUCCAGAAGGACAUUCACAUGUAAAUGUCUCUUACUGAGUGGGAUGUUUGUACAUUUGUUGCAGUUAUAAGUUCCGUUUAGGUCAAUAGGUCUUCAAGUAACGAGGGAUAGGAUUGGGCUAUACUUGAAUGUACUUCUGUCUUUGUUUAACUGGCCCAUUAGCCAGUCUUCAUCCAUUAUUUAUUAUUAUUCAUUUCUGGAUUUGUGUGUCACCUGCCCUGCUCCUUCCAGGUGACUUAUGAAAACACAGAUACAGAAAUACAAAAAUAUAUAAUACCUAAUUACGUCCCCAAAACGUGGAACAGCCAAAUCCCUCUGUAUUACAAAACUUAUACUGUACAUACAGUAGAAGAUUCUCCAUACCACAUCACCAACAUAAAAAAAUCCACUAAGCAACAAUUAAAAACUUAUAGAAAAGAAUAAUAAAGCCCUUAAAACCAGGUGACUGUUAAGAUAAAUAGAACUACUAAAAUUACUGAAAAGCAUGGGGAAGGGAAGAAAUGUCUCCACAUUGUGCCAAAAAUAUUGCACAAUGGACACAAGUUGAGCUUGCAGAACCUUGAAUUAGGUUCAGAAAUGCCCUGGCAGCCACUACCAGUGAGUAAUAUAUAUAUACACACACACACACACAGUGGUACCUCUACUUAUGAAUUUAAUGUGUUCCGAACGCACAUUUGUAAGUCGAAAAAAAUUGUAAGUUGAAUCCCAUAGGAAUGCAUUGGGAGAAAAAAUCCGCAAGUCGAAGCAACCCUAACUAAAAAUUCGUAAGUAGAAAAAAUCCUAUCUAAACUGCAUCCAAGAUGGCGGACGGAGCUCCAUUCGUAAGUAGAAACAUUCAUAAGUAGAGUUAUUCGUAAGUAGAGAUACCACUGUAAAUAUAUAUGCUCAAGAUGCCAGGUCUCAGUUAAGCAACACCACUGCUUAAUGUUCCACUAGCAGAUGUUUCCAGCCCUUGAUCAGGGGAAGACCAUCAUAAAGCACAGUAAUCCAGACAGGAGGUGAUCAGACUGUAGAUCCCUGAUGCCAGGUUAUCUCCAUCCAGGAUAGAGCUGGUGAACUGUACUCAGUGCCGUGGAGGCCGCCUGUGCCUUCAGUGAUCAAUCCAGGAGUUACUCCCAAGCUUUGAACGGCAUCUUUCAGGGGAAGUGCAACCCCAUCCAGAACUGGUUGAAUCCCAGUUACACAGAUUCCGGGAUGAACCACAAACAUCUCCAAGGACAAAGAAAGUUGUGUGCCAUCUGCUUACUGGUGACAGCACAUUCCAAAACUACAGAUUCUCCCUCUCGGCAGUUUCAUGUAGAUAUUAAACAGCACAAGGAAUAGAAUUGGCCUCUGUGAAACCUCAUAGGACAAGCUCCUUGAAGCUGAACCCCCCCCCCCCCAGCACCCACUACCUGGUACCAAAUAAGAGCAGAAACACCACAAAGCACGAUGGUACUGAAAGUCACUGAGAGGGCCAGUAGACCUGAUGGAGUUGUGUUCCUUCUGUCAUUUUGCUGGCACAGGUCAUCCAAAAGGGUGACCAAUGCGGUCUUGAGGCCAGAACCAGGUCUGUUCCGCUAUUGAAAUUUAUCCAGAAAAUAAGUUUCCUCCAAGGUGACCUGGAUCUGUUCAGCAACCAGCCACUCCAGGACCUUGCCCAGGGAGGGAGCAUUUGCCACUACCCCAGGGCGGUCCAGGCGGUCAGUACCUCUUUUGGCGGCCCUCAGCAAUAUUUGGCACCCUCUGCAGCCUUCAUGCUGCCUUCCUGAAGCUGGGCUUUGGUAAGGAGACAUGAGGGUUCUGGCAAUGUCCUAGAGACCUCCAGCCUCCAUCACAAAACCUAGUUAGUGCUUCCCCAGCUUUGGGAAGGAGCUGAGAGGGUUCUAUGACCCUGCUAGAGCCUCGUGCCUCUUUCCUAAAGCCCAGCACUUCAUUUAGCUAGCUUUGGGAAGGCAGCACAAGUACUCUGUGUGUGUGUGUGUGUGUGUGCGCGCGCGCGCGUGCCAACGCCAACUGUUGACUUCGCUCACUGCCCCUGCGCAACAAGGCAGUGUGCGACCUGCAGGUUCCAUGUCGAUGUACUUCUGCGGCCCACUUGGUAUGAAAAGAUGGACUGCCCUGCACCAGCCUUUAGUUGUUUAUAUUAGUGGUCCUGGGAAAGUUUCUUUAGAAUUGGAUUCACCUCCAUUCCUUGAGGCAGGGAGGAACUGUUUCCUCGAGGCAUUCGGAGCCUCCCUGGCCCAUCCUGCUAGACUUUGUAAGCCAAGUGGUGCAAAGAUCCAUGGCCUUAUCUACAUCCUCAGACUACAUCAACUGAAACUCGUAUAUCACUAUUGGGCUAGCCCAGGUACCCCCAAACUUCGGCCCUCCAGAUGUUUUGGACUACACUUCCCAUCUUCCCCAACCACUGGUCCUGUUAGCUAGGGACCAUGGGAGUUGUAGGCCAAAACAUCUGGAGGGCUUCAGUUUGGGGAUGCCUGGGCUAGCCAAUGGGAAAGGGCGCUUAGACUGGAGUCCUUUCUGCUGCCUUGCAAUGGACUGGCUUGAGUUAUUCCAACAUUGUGUCUCUGUACUCGAUUUCAUCAAGAUUCUGUAAGUCCUGGAAGCUCAUAGAUCCUUGUCCGUCUAUUUUUAAAUAUACCCUUUUAUUUUAAUUUUACAGACAUCUGAUUAUCUGUUCUAGGGAAACCGCUAGAUACAUGGAGACCAUUUUCUUCUUUAUGUAGAAACUGAUACUUUAUUUGGAGGCAGGGAGUGUUUCACACUGAUAGGCGCUGAGCCACCAACACUCGCUAGUUGAGAGAAUGAUGCCUUAUACAGUAUAUGCAUUUGCAACCAAAUUGCCAUAUGUUAUCAUUUGCACUUGUUUUGCAAAUGUUUUCUGGUAGCUUUGUAGUGAUACAUACUUCUGUUUCUUGGCAUUUGGAAAUGGGAAACUGUUAAUCUUUAGUCUUGUGGAAGCAUAGCUUUUAGUUCUGGAAUAUAUUUAUGAAAAUCAGCUGCAAUUAGAAAAGUCCCUUUAAUGAAAAACCAAGCUUCCCCCCCCCAAACUGACUGCAAAAUAGCAGGUACUCAUCUUUGCUGCUGCUUCAACAUGACUGCAUCUGCCUUUUCCUAGAAAUAAUAAAUUGUGAGAACAUAUAAGCUCUUGAAAGUACCAUAGCUUGCUUGGUACAUUAGAAAUCUGACUAUGAUUUAGCAUUUUUAUGAGUUAACAUUCAAAAGUGGACUUUAUUUGAUAGGUUAGAAAAUAUAAAAUGUAUUAACAGUGGUACCUCGACUUAUGAAGACGAUCCGUUCCGCGGCCAUCUUCGUAAGUCGAGGUCUUCAGUUGUCGAAGCUCCGCUUCUGCGCAUGCGCUGACUGUGCACGGCGCAGGGCGCGCAGGGUGAAAAGACUUCCGGGGUUGUCGACUUCAGAAGUCGAAACCUUCGGAAGUCAAAUCGUUCAGUUGUCAAGGUACCACUGUAGUUGAUAAAACAUUCGUGCACUUUCGCAUCUCUGCUUACUGUCACAAACUGCAUUUUUCAUAGUUAAAGUCAUUUGCCUCAGAACUAUACUUCCUGUUCAUUGUAGUAUUUAUUUUAUUUUAAAAAUGUAUAUUCUGUACUACUUAACUACAACACUCUCUAAGUGGUGUACAAGCAACUCAAUGCAAUGAAGAUAAAAGUUAGUUAAAGCUAUAAAAUCAGAAUUUCAGUUGUUAAAAUGCCCACUAAUUGUUUAUUCUUUAAAGUCUUCAGUAGGAGCUGGAUGUUUAAGAGGGAGGGGCCCUCUCUGAACUCAACAGGAAGAGAGUUCUACAAAACACUGAACAUAUGGCUCCUGGUGGAUAUAAGCCGUGCACCUGAGCCAUGGGGGACCACUAACAGAGGCUCACAUGAAGACCAGGUUAUAAGGGAUUAGUCACUUCUUUUGGCAACCUUGGACCCAAAUUGUUAAGGGCCUUGAACCUGACCCGAUAGCAAAUUGGCAGCCAGUGCAAGCUUUUAUUCAUCUGCUGGCAUUGUAGUGAACAGUCUUCUAAUUCUGGUUCCUUUUCAUAAAGGAUGCUGCUAUGAUUUUGUUGGUGCCUGUUAUGCUGUCUAACUAGCAGACUGAAGAAGUACAUAUGCUAACUAAUGGUCAAAGGCUAUGCUUAGCUUUGCAGGAAAUAACAAAAAAGAUGGGAUUCUCUCAUUGUAGUAUGGAAUAGUAAGAAAGUCUUAUUAUAGCUAUCUACUUUCUCUCUUUGUAAUAAUGUGGGCAGCACAGCUAGCUGUCAAGAAGCUAAAAGAGACCGAUGCUUUUUCCCACGCUAGUUAAGAUGGUGCAUUGGGAGUUAAGCUGAUUUAGUUCUCUUAAAGUCAAAGGUUAUAAAUUAACUUAACAGAAAGUACUUUGUAGUAGCAGGUUGGUGAUCUAGCUGUCAGUAGUGAAUAAGAAGGUACAAUUUGAGAUGAGAACUGAGGUCAGAGUGUGGGUAGAGUAUGGGGUUUGAAUUGGGUGACCAUGGAUAAAAUCCUCACUCAGCUGCAGAGCUAAUUGAGUGACCCUGGAGAACUUCCUACCUCACAAUCCUGAUCACAGGGUUGCUAUGAAGGUGAAAAAUUAGGUAGCUCUAUUGAUGCCUGGACUCCUUGGAAGAAUAGUGGGAUAGAUGUGGAUGAUAAAUAAUGUGACUGUUGAAUGGUGUUGCACUGCAAACAAGACACUAAUUUAGCUCCCAAGACAUAUGUGAGAAUAUGCAUUCCUUUUGGGAAAUAGCAUUCCUUAAUGUUCUUUCUUAUUUGGAAUUCUCGAAGGAACGCUUCACAGGUCUGGAGGUAUACUCUAGCAGCCCUAUUUAUAAGUGUGCUAACAUUGUCAGGUUGUACAACAGGAAUGGGGAACGGGGUUUGACUAGAAGCCUGAGUCUUGGGUUCUUCCCAACUUUGCCCAGCCCACCUGGCACCACUCUGAAAUCAGCUGGCCAAUUCUUCCCUGUGGAGAGUGGCAAGACAAUCCAAGCUAAGCAAGGCCUGAAGCUGCUGCCUGUCAACUGGUCAACCAUGACUCCAAGCCUGCUUUCUGCAGGGCUUGGCUGCAGGGGGAACUUGGCCAUACAGACAACUGAACUACCUUGGAGUUGCCACCUAUCAGCUGAAAGAUGGUACCUUCAAGCCUGUUGGAAUUCCCCAUGCCCCAUUUUGGGCAGGAGGCAGUUGCACUGCCACAUUCCCCAUGCAGAACCCAGUAGUGUAGCUCAGUGUUUCCCAACCUUGUGCCUCCAGAUGUUUUGAGACUACAAUUCCCAUCAUCCCUAGCUAGCAAGACCAGUGGUCAGGAAUGAUGGGAAUUGUAGUCCGAAAACAGCUGGAAACACAAGGUUGGGAAACACUGGUGUAGCUGAUGCCAGCAGGCUCGCACUCACUGCCAAUCAGCUUUCCUUGCUAAUGCACAAUUGGGAGUGAUGUUAGUUGUGUGGGUCAAGGGGGUGUGAUUAAUGGGUAACCAGAACCCCUGUCAGGCCUAAUUAUAUCCAUGGACUGGAGGCUUCCCACUCUUGUUGUAGAAUAGUGGCAUGGUUUGCAUGAUGCAGUAAGCCAAACUAUGCAAUGGGGGGGUCACAUAGCCUCCUGCAGAGAAGCCACUUUGCUCCUUCCUGGUACUUCUAUUAAUUCCAUGGUGCACUGAGCCAAGCCACAUUUUACUUCGCGUGUUGCCCAAGCCUGUGCUCUUGGUUUGAGCUCUCCCUUUUUUAACCAUUAACUGAAGCCAAGGUUUGUUCUAGGCUGCAGCUUGUGGGCAGAUGAGGAGAGAAAUUGAGCAAAAUAGCUUAGUCAGUAGAGCAGGCACCCCCAAACUUCGGCCCUCCAGAUGUUUUGGACUACAAUUCCCAUCUUCUCCAACCACUGGUCCUGUUAGCUAGGGAUCAUGGGAGUUGUAGGCCAAAACAUCUGGAGGUCCGCAGUUUGGGGAUGCCUGUGGUAGAGCAUGAAACUCAGGGUUGUGGGUUUGAGCAAGGGAUUGGGCAAAAGAUUCCUGCAUUGCAGGGGGUUGAACUAGAAGACCCUCGUGGUCCCUUCCAACUCUGUGAUUCUAUUAUAAGCCCAUGUUCAGGCAACAUGCUGGUCUAGCUCAGCAUGGAGCGGCAAUAAAAACAGGACUGAGGAAGAGCAAAGCAGCUGCGAAUUUGGUUUUCCAUGCCGUGCUAGCUAGGCCAUUGUUUAAAGUACAGUACUACUUGCCAGAAAGCAUAACAAAUUCCUUUAUAUAGAGACAGGCUUAGCCGAUCAUUUUAGUGUGUGAAUCAUUUUUAAAAAUACUGUUUUAUAGGUGUCAGCUAGGGAUUGUUUUUAUUUGAAGGGGUAUUCCAAGGGGAAUGAAUUGUGCUGACAAAUGCAGAAGAUGCAUGUGUGAGUCUCAGGCAUGCUUUCAACCUUCUGUAAACAUUAAAUAUAUAUUUGCACAUAACAAGUUGGUCAUGUACUGACCAUUCCUUCACUUUAGUGAUGGUGAUUUAAGACUCCAAAGAAAUGUACCUUCCUCUCAUCUCCCUAUGUCAGGCAGAAUCCCCAUUCUGGUCACAGCUCCGCCCCGCCCCCUUGCAUUUAACCCACCAUAAGGCAGGUGUAUUGGAUUGCUGAGUAGUAGCAAUAACAUACUAUCAGUGUAUGUAGAUAGCCUGAGGAGCAGCAUCAUGUUUUAUUAACACAGCAUUUGACAGCUGUUAACCGAUGAAAUAAGAGACUAGUAUCCAAUCUGACUAAAAAGAAUACACUUGAUCCUAUUCAGAUCAAACCCCUAUUACCCACUAAGCUACGUAUAUUGAAUUAGCAGAUUGGCAAGGUGGGAGUGUGUUGUGAUCUAGGAAACUUUGUAGAGCAGAAAGAUGUGUCGUAGCAAAUUCAGUUUCAUUGGAGACCUACAGGGCAGAGUGAGUGUGUCAAUAUAGCAUAAUCAGUCUGAUUAGGGCCAAAAGUACUCAUUGGAUUAAAAACAUUUUAAUGCAACAAAAGGGCCUUCUUGGUCGUAGUUCCAUCUUUAAGGAGUACCCUCCCUGGUGAGGUACAUAUAUCUUGCUCAUAAUUAACAUUAUUAUUAACGUGGAAGUUAAAGAACAUUUCUGUUCAACCAGCCAUUGGUGGCUGAAAGAUACUGUUCCUGGCAACUUUGAAAUUCUUUAACCUGUGAGGAUAUUUUAUUGCUUUUGCAUUGUUCUUUUAUGUUUUGUUGUUAUGGAGGAAAGAUGGAAUAAAAAUUUAACCAGUAAGUAAAAUUUGCCACGUCUUUCUUUAGAACAGGGCUGGCUAACCUGUGGGGCCUCCAGAUGUUGUGCUUAAUCUCCCAUCAACCAUGGUCAUACAGUCCAACAACAUCUGGAGCAUCACAGGAAAUCCAUAAUUUAUUAAAAGACUUUGAAUUGAAGUACUGUUAUGUGGACAAAAAUAAAAGAACAGCUUUUGUUACUUUACUGAAUGGAGAGCAGGCUCAGAAUGCAAUACGGUUGUUUCACCAAUACUCCCUUCGAGGAAAAGAAAUCUCAGUGCAACUUCAGCCAACCGAUGCCCUGCUUUGCAUUACCAACUUACCACGCUCCUAUACAUUGCAAGAGUUUGAAGAGUUGGUGCGGCCCUAUGGCAAUGUUGAAAGACACUUUUUGAUUUAUAGUGAAAUCACUGGGUAUUCGAAGGGCUAUGGUUUUGUGGAAUACAUGAAAAAGGAUUCUGCAGCUAAAGCUAGGUUGGACCUUCUAGGGAAACAAGUAGGUGGGAAUGCCCUUUUUGCUCAGUGGAUGGAUGUCAACCAGUUAACCCCAGAACUUAUACAUUCAAAGUGCCUUUGUGUGGAAAACCUCCCUACAGACUACACAGAUGCAGAGGAUCUGAUGCAAACUUUUUCGUCGAAAUAUAACCCUGUGUUUUAUCAGCUUGCUCAGGAUGAAGAUAGCUCGGUUGAUGGCUUUGCAGUCGUUGAGUAUGAGACAGCAGAGCAGGCAGAGGAAGUCCAGCAAAGCACAGAUGGCUUGACUUUCAGAGAGAAGAGAGUGCAUGUUUCUUACUGUGCUCCGGGAGCUCCAGGGCGUGGAACUCUUGCUACACUUAUAGCAGCACAACGCAUGAUGAGGAACAACAGAAAAGGUUUGCUUCCUGAACCAAAUGCAGUGCAGAUUAUGAAAAGCUUAAAUACCCCAGCGAUGUUACAAAUGUUGUUGCAACCCCAGUUACAUGGAUGUUCCAAUAAACUUGCAGUCCUUGGAGCUCCCAUGAGUGUGCCCCACCUUGUAAACCCAUCAAUCAACCCAGCCUUUUUGCAUUUCAACAAUGUUCAUCAGAUCUGUUAUGGAGUUUCCCCCAACCCAGCAGAACAGAUAUGGGGAUGGCAAAUGGACAAGGAAGGAAGGAAGUUCCAUUGUGGACCAGUUCUUGGAAAUGCAUCUAGUUUGCUGCUACAGAACCUUUCCAAUUUACAGCUGGCACAACUAGCGAAGAUUGAGAAUAUUCAGACAAAUAGUAAACCAGGUUUGCUUGGAGAGGCUCCAGCUGUGCUGCUUCAGACAAUGUUAGGAAUGGGUGCUGUGCCAUCAGUGACCACAGACAUGGGGGGUCACGGAGACGCACGCAAUUUAUCUAAUCGGACUGCAGCUCAAACGCCAGUUGCAACGGGGAUUGGCAUGCUGCCAUUCUUUCCAAAUCAGCAUGUAGCUGGACAAGCAGUGCCAAGGCAAAACAACACUCAGGACAAGCUGUCAACCGCAGUAGGACUGACAGAAGGCACUGGCUCAGGGUCCCAGGGUUAUUUGCAAAGCUUACCAAAUGUCGCUGCUGGAGGCCUACGGGCAGGACACCUUAAGCAACAAGGCCAGGCAAAGAGCCCUGAUUCAAGCUUAGGGAGUUCUUCAAAAACCCAGACCUCUCUGCUGGGAGAACCUCCCAAGGAAAUCCACCUGAGUACCAAUCCCUACUUGAACUUGGCAAGUGUGCUGCCUUCAGUCUGUCUUUCAGCAGCAGCAAUUGCCAGCAAAGCCAGUAAUACUAAGCAGCAGGCCGGACUUGCAAAUAACUCACUCGGUGCUGCAGCUGCUCAGGGAACCACAGCGCAACAACCGGUGGAAAGCUAUUUCAACUAUUCACCACAAUAUGAGGAUUACACACAGGAUUCAGUCCAGCAGUGGUAUCAGCAAUACGCCCAGGCAUACCAUACCAUCCAAACUAGGGUAGGGGAAUUAGAAAAUGGUGGCUCAGAGGAAUCUGAUAAUGGAGUGUAUGGGGACUUCAGUAGCUACUUGCAAGUCAUGCCGUCGUAUUACGCUACAACCCAAGGGUCCUUCCAUCCAGGCAUUUUGCCACUUGCGCCUCAAAACCCACUGAAGAUGACACCAAUAAGAAAUGAAAAGCGGGGCUCUUCAUACCUCAUCACCACUCCAGAAGAUGGCCCAGUGGAAUAUGUUGGUCAGCAAACUCAGGGCUCGGGAGUACAUUAUGCAGAAUUGUAUCUUAAAAGAAAACGUGUUUAUUAAGACCAGCAUCUUGCUUGGAGUCAAAGCCACAUUCAUGUCGUCCUUACCUUUCACUUUUAAUAUGUAUUGUAGAUAUUGGAGAACCAAUCUAUGUAGUUUCUCUGAGUAAAUUUGUGGGGGGGCGUACUAAUGGCAAAUACCCUCCAGACUAGUUUCUAUGCAUUGAGUGACAAUUAAGUUAUUUCUUAAGCUCUUAAAGAAGUGGCAGCUUUGCCCCCUUGAGAAUGUCUCUUGAAGCAAUAAAAUAACAGUGAGAGGAAAUGUUCUUGCUGGAAAAGUUGCAGCGGUAGUCUUAAAGAAACAAUUGUGCUGGGUUUUUCCUUCUUGUUCUUCAAAGAUUUAGAUUCUUGGCUGCAAAGUUAAAUCCUGAUAGCAAUAUUCCUUUAUUGGCUUUAAUGGGGCUUGCAUAUUGGAUUACAGGCCAGACAAUGGUUAGGUUGAGUAUAAUCGUUGCAGUGCAGUCUAGUCAAAGUAGGCAAAUCUUUUCUGGAUUAAAAAUAAAAUAGCAGUUGUAGCUGCUAAAGUAGAAGUAUGCUAGGAAGAUACCAAUGCACCUCAUUAAAAUAAAUGAUUGCUGGCAGUACCAAGUGUGCAUGACAAAAUUUCCAUGAAGAGGACUGAUACUAGCUUUGCAUUUAUAGUCUUAGGCUUUUAGGUCUAUUUCUUGUUAAUCUGUUUCUUGGGGGGGGGGGGAAUUAUGUGAAUUUCCAUUUAGUAUCCAGUGUAACUGAAUGCAUUGUUAUCUUACUGACUUGCAUUUAGUUUAAGGCUCUAUCUGCUCCACACCCUAUUUCUAUACUACAGUACUCUUGAUUAAUCACUGCCACCUUGGAAAUUCUUCAGUAUCUUUUAUUGCACUUUAUAACCAUGGCAAUUAUUUGUGUUCACUGGAACUGGGUGGAAUGUGGUGUAUUCAUGCUAUAUGCUGGCUCUUAAUUUAUUUCUAACUCAGAUUCACAGAAAGCUUCUUUCCUGUUCUUUGGAAUAUGUUUGAAAUAACCAGUAGAGCUGCCAUUUUCCAUAGUAACCCCAAUUUGUAGGUUUUUGUCUCUGAAGUAAGAUUUAAAACAGACAAGGCCCAGCAUUAGCAAUGGUCAAAUCUGCAGUGGGAGGUUAUGAAGAAAUGCACACCAAUGAGGGUAGCAUAGCUUGUCUGCCAUGAAGAGAGAUCAAGGUAAGCCUGAUUGAAAUCCAGUCAAAUUUAAAGUUAGGUGCAAAUUUAAAGUUUCUUGAUUAGGAGGCUGUUAUAUAAAACUAAUUUACAUUAUUCAGAAGUAACAGAACGUCAUAGCGAGAUUUUUCUUCUCUGUGUUUAGUUAUUAUUCACAUUGAAUGUAUCUUUUCUGAGCAAUCAAUUUCUCUGUAAAUAAAUUGGCAUGGCAAGCUACACUGAAGUAUAAACUGGCGUGGCUUAUUGUGUGCUCCUGAAGGUACAUUGUGAAGGCCUGUGGUGAAGCUGUCAUUUUAUUUGACAUGGCUUAUAGCAGCAUAUCAGCAGACCUACCUUUCUGAAAACUUGAUUUGUUGAGUCAGUUGAAUAUUUGUAACCCUAGCGCAUGACAACUCUUUUCUUGAAAAGUCAGUGUUCCCCAAAGUGUAUGUGUUGUAUUGUUAACAUGACUGGAGGUUAUAUUGCUGCAACCUCCAGGCACCAUAGGUACCCCUCACCUUUGAUCUAGAAGCGCUGCUCUAUUUAAUUCAUGUUUAAUCUAUCUGCAGAGUAAGGGCCCAGAUUUUCACAGCAGCAAACUGGUUAGUACCAGUGAGGUUAUAGCUGGCUCUGUGAUUCUCCAACAGUUUGACUUCAGUGCAGUCAAGACAAGACAGCCAACACCCCUUGAGAAAUGUUGUCUCAGCUAUGAAUGAAGGCAAUGCAUUAAUAUUGAUAAAAUCUUUAUUUAUUUUAUAAAGAAUAACAAAGUGCGUACAGUGGGGGGGAAACAGGCAGUAUUUGCAAGAGGGUUCUUACUUGAUAGCAUUUCUAAUUUGAUACACAUUACAUUAUUGCAAAUUCUGAAUAAUUCCUGAAAAGCAGUAUCUGACUUUAGGAAAAGACUAGUCUUCCAUCUGUUAAGACAAGCAAAUUCACAGAGUAAGGCAAUGCAUGCAUUCUGGCCCCAGAACUUGUACAUGGCUCUCUCUUUGUUGCAGAACAUAGUGAAUCCUUUUAUAGCAAGUGCACAAUGCAGGAAUAAUGUACAUCCAUCCCCCUACUCCAGGUUGGCAUAUUGUUAUCUCUUCAUUUACAGAGUACGCAUUAAAAUCCAUGCACCAUUCAGCCUCACUGGAGAAAUUAUGUCUUCAAAACUCACUAUUCUGCUUAAUUGUCACUUGCAAUCAGUUACCCAAUAAAAACACCAAAUGUUGUCACGCUUCAGUGGCGUUUCCCCUUACAUUAUUUUUGCACCCCUAAGAUUAUAGAGUUUUCCUUUUAAAAGAGAAGGAAUAUAUGAGGACUGACUUCUGUGAUGUAGAAAUUUUGGACUAGAUCAGAAUGCUCCAGGACAAAGUGCCAAUGGUGUCUGGAUCUUAAUGAAUAUAUGCUAAAAGCCAAUGCUACAAAUAUAUAUCAAGAGGGAGAAAAAAUGCUUUUGCGAGUUGA
Messenger RNA from Zootoca vivipara (common lizard), 16139 nucleotides. Lineage: Eukaryota; Metazoa; Chordata; Lepidosauria; Squamata; Lacertidae. The record is from RefSeq and is a predicted model, not a curated record.